This is a messenger RNA of Harmonia axyridis, 964 nucleotides long. RefSeq names its product coiled-coil domain-containing protein 124-B. NCBI's taxonomy places the organism in Eukaryota, Metazoa, Arthropoda, Insecta, Coleoptera, Coccinellidae. The record is from RefSeq and is a predicted model, not a curated record. Gene Ontology annotation, cellular component: nucleus. The transcript is spliced from 3 exons. Gene Ontology annotation, biological process: transcription by RNA polymerase II. The coding region runs from base 90 to 713 and encodes 207 amino acids. Gene Ontology annotation, molecular function: transcription coactivator activity.
CCUUACUUUUUCAAAGAAAGUGUCAAAUCUCAAGUUUAAAAUUAUUGGAAGCAACCACUAUUUAUAAGUCAAUUCUAAACAGAUAAAAGAUGCCUAAAAAGUUCGCAACUGAAAAUUCUAAGGCUGUCGCCGCAAGAGAAAGGAAAAAGAGUGCAAAAGAAGUUGAAUUGGCGAAGAAACAGAAGGCUGCUGAAGAUGCUGCUUGGAAAGAUGACGACAAACAAGUUUUGAAAAAGCAACAGAGAAAGGAGGAAUUAGAAAAAAAGAAACAACAACAACUCGAGAAGAAGGCGGAAGCUAAAGCUUUAUUGGAAAAAGAAAUGGUAUCAAUUAAAUCUACUAAGCCUCCACCACCUUCCAAAGUUACUCGUGCCCAAAUUAGUAAAAUAAAAACUGCACCUGUCAAGAAAAAAGAAGAUGAGAAGGUGGAAACACAUUUAGAUGCUCCCUUAGUUGAAAAUAUUAAUAGAUUGGCCAUUGAUGGAGAAGAAGCUAGGAGUGUAACAGAAGCCAUUGCUGUUUUGAGUUCGGAAUCAAAAGAAGUCGACUUACAUCCUGAAAAACGAAUGAAGGCUGCUUACAAUGCAUUUGAGGAAAGAAGACUUAAGGAACUGAAACUAGAGAAUCCAUCUUUAAGACUAUCGCAGCUAAAGCAAAUGAUUUUUAAAGAAUGGCAGAAAUCUCCGGAAAAUCCACUCAACUCAAGAGAAUGAAGGGUGAUAGUUGAUUUCAACUAUAUAUAUCAACAUGAAUUGGGACAUACUAAUAAGUUAUUAUUUGUGAACAUCCUACUUUUUGAAUUAUUCAUUGUUCAAAGAUUUCCAUACUUUUUUGAGUGUGAUUCCCAAGUCUCUUUUAUAGUUUUUGUAAUUAUUUGGAGAACAAACUCAUGAUAUAUAUUCGAAGCGCACUUGUUAAAGUUGUUGUACAGAAGUUUAUUUAGAAUUAAAUUAAUUCAGACAAA